Molecule: messenger RNA, 6951 nt
Organism: Prionailurus viverrinus (fishing cat)
Lineage: Eukaryota; Metazoa; Chordata; Mammalia; Carnivora; Felidae
Gene: IKZF4
Product: IKAROS family zinc finger 4
Exons: 10
Coding region: 2147-3838 (563 amino acids)
Biological process (GO): regulation of transcription by RNA polymerase II
Molecular function (GO): DNA-binding transcription factor activity; RNA polymerase II cis-regulatory region sequence-specific DNA binding
Source: RefSeq, a predicted model, not a curated record
UGGCAGGGUCGGAAUUAUAUCUUGCCCUAGUCAAUAGAUGCUGAUGUCUCAAGCACAGAAUAUAAUGUCUUUGUUGCCCACUGAGUGCAGGUAGUUCAAUUGUAGCUUCUGGGCAAUCCCCUUCCUCUUAGUAGGUUAAGGGCAAAGCAUGUUUUGGGACUUGGCUCAGAAAGAAGUCCUGACUUUUUUCCAGUGAAAAUGCAACUGAACAUUUCUUCUUUAUUUUCUCCUAGUUUAAAUCUGCAGCUUGUACUUCCCAGUGUGGGAGGAACAUUAUCCCACCUUUUACCUCCUACUAACAUCCACAAAGAAAUUAUUUUCUCCCAAACUGGCCAUCUUUUUUCCUUCAACAUACACACAAAAUAACCAAGGAAAAAUGAAGACAAAUUAUUGUAGGGCAGGUAUUUCUGGGCUCAUUUUACUGUACAAGAACAAAUAAGAAUGUGGAGCUCUGUGGGUGUAGACAAUGCUACAGGCAGAGGGACUCCCUUUCUUUGUUGGUGUCAUGACUCUGCCUAAAGAAGGCUCUGAAUUCCCAGCUGUUUGAUUUGCCUCCUUCUCAGAAGAGUUGUAGAUUCUGUAUUGGAAACAGGGAGAUAAUUUCAAGGUUUAUCUGACGAAAGCAUGUAAGAAAGGAUAGUGCUGAUAUGAAUGGCCUGUCCCCUCCUACCCCACCAGUGGGAGUGGCAUCAACCUUGUAGACUCUGCUGGAAUACAUAUGCUGGUGUAAUGCUUGAGCCAAGGAGCUCUGUUUCUACCUUAAAGAGACCUAGUAAGGGCCUAGGUUGGCAUUUCCCUCAGGCUCAUAAUCUCUAAAAAGAGACAUGGGAGGGAGAGGAUUAUUUUUUCUUCCAUCCAUAAACCAGUGUUUCUAGUUUAAGGAUUUAAGCCACAAGAUGCAGACCCCCAAACUUUUCAUUUCAACAUCCGAGAAAGAAGGUAAGCGUGGGUGGUCCCAAACCUUCCCACUGUGGCAAAAUUUAACUUUGGGCUGUAGUAGAAAGACUGGUUACCAGACUGAUAACCUGGGUUCUAUUUGGUCUUAAUUCUGUCACUAACCAGAUAGGUGACUCAGCUUAGUUUCUUCUUCUGUUAAAAAAUAAGAGAUUGGAGAUCAUCUCUCAACUCCAUUCUAGCUGCAAGAUUCCCCAGGUCCUACAACAUUCCUGCCCUAGGCCCUCCACAAGAAGAGAGGCUUACUUGUCAGGGCAAGAUUCUUUGUUAGCAGAGGAGCCUGAAAAUAUCUGUCCCGCCCAAACAACAGUGAGCCCUUUUGAUCAGCAUGCAUUAGAGACUUCUGGUCAGGACUGCCACCAAAGGCAAUUGUUCCCAUCUCUUCCCCCUUUUUACUACUCUAUACCAGUCAGGAUAGUUCACUGAACCUUCCAUGUAAUUUCAAACUUCACUUGAGCUAACUUUGUUAGGGGCAUCUUUGGCUUCAAAACUAAUUAUUAAGAAACUCAAAUCGAACACUGCUGGCCUACUUUUCUCACCUUUACCCAAACAUAAAGUUGAAUAGCAGUGACUUUGUGGGGCCUUUCUAUAAACACAGGGCUCAAAUACUUCAGGGUAUACCACAAACCCAGAGAGUAUCAGCUCGUGCGCAUCACCUAGUGAUUUACCUGUUUAGUUUAGCCCCUCCAUAGUUUCUUAAGUCCUAAAAUGAGACAUGGGAGGGGUACGAUUGUUUCUCCUCCCACCUAUAAACCUUAGCCUUCUCUCUCUUCUGCAGUCUACGUGGGGAGGACAGGGAAGUGCAAAGAACAAGAGAAAAUAUUCAUCCUUCUGAGAUCUAAAAGGAGACAAUGAGGUGAUAUUUUCCCACUCCCCAGACGUUGUGUUUCCAGCUCACACCCCUUCUUUUUUUAGAGACUGGUCAUUCCUAGGAUUACCUGGGAAUUCAUCCCCUCAGCACUGCUCCCCAAGCACUUGGAUAAUGAAGCUGAGCUGUCUUCGUCUGUCUUAUAUGUAGACAGAAGGUCAUCAUCUACAGCCUGGUGAAAAAAAUGAGUCAGACCUUUCUGCUAUAAAGACAGAUACAUGAGCUGAGAAAAGCAUCAGCUCCACCUACAGGAGGAGGGGUCUACUCUCAAAACAACACAACCAGGACCACUCUGGAACUCUAAGAUGGAUAUAGAAGACUGCAAUGGCCGCUCCUAUAUGUCUGCUGGAGAGGGAUCCCUCAGGAGGGUGUGUUCCGGAUUUCUUGCCUCAGGCCCAAGACUCCAACCAUUUUAUAAUGGAAUCUUUAUUUUGUGAAAGUAGCGGGGACUCAUCUCUGGAGAAGGAGUUCCUUGGGGCCCCGGUGGGGCCCUCGGUGAGCACCCCCAACAGCCAGCACUCUUCUCCCAGCCGCUCACUCAGUGCCAACUCCAUCAAGGUGGAGAUGUACAGCGAUGAGGAGUCGAGCAGACUGCUGGGGCCAGAUGAGCGGCUCCUAGAAAAGGACGACAGUGUGAUCGUGGAAGACUCGUUGUCAGAGCCCCUGGGCUACUGUGAUGGAAGUGGGCCAGAGCCUCACUCCCCCGGGGGCAUCCGGCUGCCCAAUGGCAAGCUCAAAUGUGAUGUCUGCGGCAUGGUCUGUAUCGGACCCAAUGUGCUCAUGGUGCAUAAGCGCAGCCACACGGGUGAAAGGCCCUUCCACUGCAACCAGUGUGGCGCCUCCUUCACCCAGAAGGGGAACCUGCUGCGCCACAUCAAACUUCACUCUGGGGAGAAGCCUUUCAAAUGUCCCUUCUGUAACUACGCCUGCCGCCGGCGCGAUGCUCUCACUGGCCACCUCCGGACACACUCGGUUUCCUCUCCCACAGUGGGGAAGCCCUACAAGUGUAACUACUGUGGCCGGAGCUACAAACAGCAGAGUACCCUGGAGGAGCACAAAGAGCGGUGCCACAACUACCUACAGAGUCUCAGCACUGAAGCCCAGGCUCUCGCUGGCCAAGCAGGUGAUGAGAUACGUGACCUGGAGAUGGUGCCAGACUCCAUGUUGCACUCAUCCUCUGAGCGGCCAACCUUCAUUGAUCGGCUGGCCAACAGCCUCACCAAACGCAAGCGUUCCACCCCCCAGAAGUUCGUAGGUGAAAAGCAGAUGCGUUUCAGCCUCUCAGACAUCCCUUAUGAUGUGAACUCGGGUGGCUAUGAGAAGGAUGUGGAGUUGGUAGCACAUCAUGGCCUGGAGCCUGGCUUUGGAGGUUCUCUGGCCUUUGUGGGGGCAGAGCAUCUGCGUCCCCUCCGCCUUCCACCUACCAAUUGCAUCUCAGAACUCACACCCGUCAUCAGCUCUGUCUACACCCAGAUGCAGCCCCUCCCCGGCCGACUGGAGCUUCCAGGGUCCCGAGAAGCAGGUGAGGGACCCGAGGACCUGGCCGAUGGAGGUCCCCUCCUCUACCGGGCCCGAGGCCCCCUGACCGACCCUGGGGCAUCCCCUAGCAAUGGCUGCCAGGACUCCACAGAUACAGAGAGCAACCACGAAGAUCGGGUUGGGGGGGUGGUAUCCCUCCCUCAGGGUCCCCCACCCCAGCCACCUCCCACCAUUGUGGUGGGCCGGCCCAGUCCUGCCUACGCCAAAGAGGACCCCAAGCCGCAGGAGGGGUUACUACGGGGCACCCCAGGCCCCUCCAAGGAAGUGCUCCGGGUGGUGGGCGAGAGUGGUGAGCCCGUGAAGGCCUUCAAGUGUGAGCACUGCCGAAUCCUUUUUCUGGACCAUGUCAUGUUCACCAUCCACAUGGGCUGCCAUGGCUUCAGAGACCCUUUCGAGUGUAACAUCUGUGGUUACCACAGCCAGGACCGGUACGAAUUCUCUUCUCACAUUGUCCGGGGGGAGCACAAGGUGGGCUAGCCACCUGCUGCCCUCCCCUCAGUCUGCCACUCCACUGCCCUGCCUACACGAGUCUAGCUCUGUCCCCACUACAUCCCAAGGAGUUUUGCUCGGUAGCCCCCACCACUGGCUACCUGACUUCAUACUUGACCCUGACCCCUCUUCACCUAUUCUCCUCUACCCUGACUGAUUUAAGCAUUGUGAUGAAACAGGCUUUUUUGCUUACAUUUCUCCUUUUCCUCUUCUCCUCUCAUCCCAGCAUAUUCAGAGUUAUUUAUUAAUACAAUUUGUGGAUGUUUCUUUUGCUUUUUUCUCUUAACUUGUGUCAGUCGCUUGCCACUUCCCCCACCCUCCUGCCCACAGUCCCUUUCCACUUUAGACCUCAUUUUUUUUUUCUUUGAUCCAGCUUUCUCUAACAGCCCUAGGGGUAGGAAGCUCCUCCUAGUCCUAAGAGUUCUGAGCUUCUCGUGUUAAUUCCUCACCUUUUGCUUUAUCUGAUUCUUCAGUUUUGAUGCUGAUAGCUCCCUCUGGCCCUCCGUUUGCUCUGUGGCAUUAUAUCUCCUCUCUGGGACCCUCCAACCUGGUACUCCAUACCUCUUGUGCCCUCUCACUUUAGGCAGCUUGCACUAUGCUUGAAAAAAUGAAGCUUUCCUCAUUUGGAAGUAGGAGGGGCUGAAGAAAUUCUCCCCAGGCACUGUGGGACUGAGGGUCCUCUUGAUGUUCCCCUAGUAACAUGAGUUCCCCAAAGCCCACAUUCGGGAAUCUCCCUCUGGGAUGUGAUCUAUCUCUUCUCUCCUCAAACAACCCCCAACACAGCUACUCUCUUCAACCUCCUCGUCUACUCAGUGGUGGUUUUUCUCUCCUUGGAGUGCCCCAAUUUUAUAUUCUCAGGGGCCAAGGCUAGGUUUGCAAUCCUGUCUCUGACACGUUGGGAGCCACAGGUGCCUAAUUGGGAACCAGGGCAUGGGAAGGGGGUGGUUUAAAAUUCUUCUCUUUCUCUUCCACCUCUAAACUUCUUCACUCUAGUGACCUUCCUAGGCUCUCAGGGGCUCCUACAGUCCUUGUCCUAUGAGAAACUAGUGGGUUGCUGCCUGAUGACAAGGGGCAUCUCAACCCCUCAGUCAUGCUGCCUUCUUCUUCUCCCCGCAACCCCCUGCAAGAUUCACCCUCAUUCCCAGGCUUCUGGGCCCUGUUCUUAAGAUCAGUGGCAGGGAGAAAAGGGUGUCUCUUUUCUCUCUUCUAAUUUUCAGUAUAACCAAAAAAUUAUCCCAGGAUGAGGAAGGGCAUUUGCCCCUCACCUUAUUCCAUUCUUGUCCCGGCAAGAAUGGGAUGGGCACAACUGAACUGGGGGUCAUCCUUUACCGCCCCCUUCUAUACUCAGUUCCCAGAUGUAGGGCAGGAGGGGGCACUUUCCUCCUGGCUACAGCAGAGACCCCCUGGCUUUUUGGGUAACCUAGUUAGUGAGAAGGGGGCAGGAGGAGAUAGCUCUACUGCAAGUGGAGGUCUCUUUCUACAAGCGUUUUCUGCCCCCAGGCCACAGCUAUCCCAUUCUCUGCUUCCUUGAGAUUCAAACCAAAGGCUGUUUUUCUAUAUUUAAAGAAAAAAAGAAAAAAAAGAAAGUAAAAACCAAACACAACACCUCACAAGUUGUAACGCUUGGUCCUCUCUCUCUCUCUCCUUUUCUCUUCCCUUCCAUCUUUCUUUCCAUAUGUCCUUUCCUUAUUGGCUCUUUUGCCUCCUACUUUUCUCACUCCCUAUCAGGGAUAAUUUAGGGGGAUGGUGAAGGGUUGGCUAAGGAACAGACCCUGGGAUUGGGGCUCCAAAGGGCUCUAAGAAGAGUCUACCUUACCCUCUUAUGGGAAGGGAGACCCUAGAAAAACUUCUCCUCUUUUUCCUCCUUUUUCUCCCCCAUUAUGUAGUCUCCCUGAGAGAACCAGAUUGUCAGGAAGGGGCAUUGUGGGUUGAUUGUUCCUCCCAAUGUAGCAAUAAACAGAUGCUGCCAAGGGCAGAGGAUGGGGGAGUUAACUGGAAGGAGAGUGGUCUCUAGAUAAGGGGAGAGUCUUCUCAACAGCACCCUAGGGAACUGGCUCCUUGUUUCAGGAUGGCAGCAGAGCUGAGAUUAAUAUCUAGGGUUCUCCUCAACUGUUCUGGUUAUUGAGCCCCUUCCUGUUAAACUUAACCCUCACCACCUCUUCUGCGUCUGCUGUGUACUUGGUGACACCUCAUAAGGACUAGUCCCUUCUGAGGUAUCAGAGCCUUAGGGUGCCCCCAUCCCCUCCCCCAGUCAGCUCUGGCACCUGUAACCUCCUGGAACAUGAAGGACUAUGCUCUGAGGCUAUACUCUGAGCCCAUGAGAGCAGAGACUGGAAGGGCAAGACCAGGUGCUAAGGAGGGGAGAGAAGGGCACUCUGUCUCUCUCCAGACCAUCACUGCACUUUAACCAGGGUCUUAGGUACAAAAUCCUACUUUCCAGAGCCUUCCAACUCUGGAACCUCAAACAUCCUCAUGCUCUCUCCCAGCUCCUUUUGCAUAAAAAAAAAAAAAAAAAAAGUAAAGAAAAAGAAAAAAAAACCCACACUGAAACCCACAUGGAGAAAAGAGGUGUUUUCCUUUUAUACUGAUAUUCAAAACCAACACCACACACAAAAAAUUUCUAAAUAGACACUUUUCCAGACCUUUGUUUUUUUUGUGUCAGUGUCCAAGCUGUGGAUGGGAUUUUGUAAUACUUCCAGCAGCUUCUUUCUUUGUGUACAUAAUAUAUAUAUAUAUUAUAUAUAUUUUUAAUCAGAAGUUAUGAAGAACAAAAAGAAAAAAAAAUAAAACACAGAAGCAAGUGCAAUACCACCUCUCUUCUCUUUCUCUCCCAGGGUUUCAUUUGUAGCCUAUGCUUGGUGUCUCCUUGGACCUUACCCUUUCACCUCCUCCUCUUCCUUUGGUUUCCUCCAACCCCCUUUUUUAAAGAGUUUUUCUCCUUUCUCAAGGGGAGUUAAACUAGCUUUUGAGACUUAUUGCAAAGCAUUUUGUAUAUGUAAUAUAUUGUAAGUAAAUAUUUGUGUAACGGAGAUAUACUACUGUAAGUUUUGUACUGUACUGGCUGAAGGUCUGUUAUAAAUAAACAUGAGUAAUUUAACACC